AUGUCUGCCCCGAUCCGUGCCACAGUCCUGAUUUCAGGCAAUGGCUCCAACCUUCAAGCUGUGAUCGACAAAAUCGCAGAGGGCCAGCUGAACACCACCCUCGUUCGCGUGCUCUCGAAUCGCAAGGACGCCUUCGGUCUCGAGCGUGCUAGCAAGGCCAACAUCCCUACACUAUACCACAAUCUCGUCAAGUACAAGAAGCAGCACCCUGCGACGACGGAGGGCAUUCAGGCUGCGCGGGAGGAAUACGAUGCUGAGCUUGCGCGCCUGAUUCUGGCCGAUGGGCCGGAAUUGUUCCUGGAGCCGUUGGAGAAGGCGAAUGUUCGCAUUAUCAAUUUGCAUCCUGCGCUGCCUGGUCAAUUCAAUGGAGUGAAUGCAAUUGAACGGGCUCAUGCUGCAUGGAUUGAAGGAAAGAUCGAUAAGACUGGCGUCAUGAUUCACGAUGUGAUUUCCGAGGUGGAUAUGGGUAAGCCGAUUCUGGUCAAGGAGAUUCCUUUCCAGAAGGGUCGAGACGAGGACGUCGAUGCCUUUGCGACCCGUGUCCAUGAAACAGAAUGGGGCACUGUCAUUGAGGGUGUCGGAAUGGUGCUGAAGGAAUUGGAAGGCCAGAAACAAUGA
Molecule: messenger RNA, 618 nt
Organism: Penicillium waksmanii
Lineage: Eukaryota; Fungi; Ascomycota; Eurotiomycetes; Eurotiales; Aspergillaceae
Product: phosphoribosylglycinamide formyltransferase
Exons: 3
Coding region: 1-618 (205 amino acids)
Biological process (GO): 'de novo' IMP biosynthetic process
Cellular component (GO): cytoplasm
Molecular function (GO): phosphoribosylglycinamide formyltransferase activity
Source: RefSeq, a predicted model, not a curated record